UCGAUAGUGUUAAAAUAACCUUUGGAUGAAUGAAUUAAAAGGGUACCCGGGAAUAAAACAAAAUAUCUGAACGCUUUUAUAAUAAUUUUUUUUUUUGAAAUAAUAGUUUAAUUUUGGUUAAGCAAAGUUUUAAAUUUGUUUGCAUAUUGUAUUUGUCAUGACAUUGUCAAUAUUGUCUGAGUAUGGAACACCAGAAUGAAGAUAGACCACUGAUUGAAGAACUACGGAAGAGGUUUCUUUCAAGAGGUCCAGAGCUAGAAGAAUUUGACAAACGAGAUAUUGAGCGUGUCCAUCAAGAUGAUAUCUAUGUUGAGUUUUUUUUUAAUCACAAGCAUGGAGAUAUGGAAAAAGCUCUUGAAAUGAUGGUUGACUGUCUUAAGUGGCGCUCACAGUUUGGUAUAAAUGAUAUAAUGGAAAGAAACAUUGACAGGCGUCUUUUUGAACUUGGAUUUUUAUACCCACGAAAUAAAGACAAACAUGGAAACCCCUUGCUUUUUUUCCAUAUGAAAAAGUACAAAAAAGAAUUAUUUGAUAUGAAAGAGGUUAAAAAGUUGUUUGCAUUUGCUCUGGAGAAACUUAGUUUGCAAUAUCCUGGAAAACAAAUCACCAUGGUAUUUGAUAUGCAGGAUUCUGGUAUUUCUAACAUGGAUAUGGAUCUUAUAAAAUUUGUAAUUACUUGUUUUCAGUUGUACUUUCCAAAUAUAUUAGAGUACCUGAUUGUAUAUGAAACACCUUGGAUACUCACAGCUGCUUGGAAGAUAGUGAAAGGUUGGAUGAGUAGUGAUGGAAUAUCAAAAAUAAAAAUGGUAGGAAAGAAUGAUAUAACUAGCUACAUUGCACCUGAAAAAUUACUUUCGUGCAUGGGUGGUUUGGAUGAUUUUGUUUACAAAUAUCCUCCUCAGAUGUUUUCAGCUCCACCUACUGCAAGAUUUCAAAAUGUGAGUUCAACCAAUGAAGUAUUUAACAGCAUUUCAAUAAGUUUAGAUAACACAAAUAAAAAAAACAUUUUAGAUAAAGCAGAAAAAAAUGCUGAUAGUAAUUUUGAUGAAUCCUCUUUUGGUGAAAGUAAUCGAGUGGAACAAAAUGGAAGCAACAUAGAUCUAACAUGUAAAAAGUCAGUGUACAGGAGAAAUGUUCGAAACUAUGCUAAAAGUAAACUGGAAUCUGCUGGCCCUUUUAUAACUUUAAGUCCAGCCAAUGAGUUGGUAUUUUGUGAGAAUAAAUCUGGUGAUAUAAUGCAAACAAUAACCAUAACAAACACUGUUUCCAGUUUAGUUGCAUUUAAGAUUAAGACAACAACACCAGAAAACUUUCGAGUUCGUCCAAGUUCUGGGCCCAUUUCACCCAGUGCAACAGUUGAGGUUCAAAUAUAUCUUCAACCAGAAUUUGAUAUUAAAAAUAUCACAAAAGAUAAGUUUCUUAUUUUGUCCGCUGUUAUCCCAGAUAAUAUAAAUGACAUUAAUUCUUUGUGGAAAACGAUACCUCGAUCUAGCAUCAUGGAGCAAAGACUUCGUUGUCGUUUGCAAUUCAUUUUACCAUCUGAGAGUGACCACGACUCUUCCCCUAGUCACAAAUCUGACAAAUCUAGUGACCCAAAAGAUUAUAUAUACAAGCAGCUUAAGGAUUGCAACAAUAAGAUCGAUCGCUUGCAGAAACGUGUUAUUCGGUUGGAGCAUGAUGUUUUAAUAACUUAUCGUUUUAUAAUUCUUUUAGUCGUAGUUGUAAUUGUUUUUUUUAUUAUCGGCGCCGUUUUUUUUAUAAAAAGUAUUUUUUUUACAAAAUAAAAAGUAUUUUUUUUACAAAA
This is a messenger RNA of Hydra vulgaris (swiftwater hydra), 1804 nucleotides long. Its product is annotated as motile sperm domain-containing protein 2. The record is from RefSeq and is a predicted model, not a curated record. Gene Ontology annotation, cellular component: endoplasmic reticulum-endosome membrane contact site; endomembrane system. NCBI's taxonomy places the organism in Eukaryota, Metazoa, Cnidaria, Hydrozoa, Anthoathecata, Hydridae.